Molecule: messenger RNA, 411 nt
Organism: Camellia sinensis
Lineage: Eukaryota; Viridiplantae; Streptophyta; Magnoliopsida; Ericales; Theaceae
Source: RefSeq, a predicted model, not a curated record
AUGGGAAAUUGCGUGACAAGUAACAAGAUUUUAGGACAAGAUGAGAAAGAUGAGCAACCAAGAGAAGAAAGAGCAAUUGAAAGGUCUGUGAGGCAUGUUGAUGGUGGAAAGAAGAAGAGUGUGAGGUUCAAACUACAUGAAGAAGAAGAAGAAGAAGAAGAAGAAGAAGAUGGUAAUGGCGAAGAGAGACAAGGGUGUUCAAAAGGUGGGGCAGUGAGGAUUAGAGUUGUGGUGACACAAAGAGAGUUGAUUCGGAUUUUGAAUACCAAGUCUAAAUACUCUUCUGUGGAGCAAAUGUUGGGUGAAAUGAAGCUGAAAAGCAGAAAGAUUUCUCAAAUCCGAUCGAGUGACGAUGAAGGCACAAAUGGCAGUUGGAGGCCUGCUCUGGAGAGCAUCCCAGAAGACCAUUAA